CCUAUAUUCAACGUAUGCGCCGAGUACCAAUUGUGUUUACAACCGGAAACGCACAUGCGCAAUAACACCAAUGGGUCGGGGAAUGUACGCAUUACCGAGUAAACCCAGCAAAAUUGCGGCUUACGCGAGAAUCGUGCCUUCAAAGACAUUGAACAACCUUGAAGUUGCAAGGGAAUCUGACAAACAACAACCAGCCUUGGUUAUGAGUUCUCCAAAGCCAGUGUUCAAUGGAAAUGGACAGAGAUCUCGCUAUAUCAACAAUGUGAGGUCAAACAGUACCCCAUCCCCGCCACAGUUUUCACCGCAGCAUGAAGAAUUUGUGAAAUAUCUCUCAGACAGCUGGAACAGAGUCAGUAGGGAACUAGAAAAUCGCACAGGCAGAGAUGGUGCAUACCAUUAUAAUGUUCUAAGGCAUCGUCAAGUGAUAUCGAUUCAUACGACACAAGACCACUUACUAAAAAGACGAAUGCAUCGUUAUUGUAGGAAAAUAUGUAUGAAUUAUCUUCGUCACAAUCGGCUCGGGGCGCUAAUUUGUAUUUGCUGCAUUUUAUGAAAUUCAUCUUAAAUGUAUCAUUUUUCUUGCAUAUUGUGUGUUAUUAUAACAUAUUUGUAAUUCAACACAUAUAAAAAUCGUAUAAUCUCGCUUGAAUAAUUCUAUGUAUUUUAGCCUCAUCAGGACCGACUUUAUACAGAGAAAAGAAUCCCAACCCUAAGUUGAAUG
Dreissena polymorpha is the source of this 721-nucleotide messenger RNA. RefSeq names its product MAPK regulated corepressor interacting protein 2-like. The transcript has 6 exons. The record is from RefSeq and is a predicted model, not a curated record. Lineage: Eukaryota; Metazoa; Mollusca; Bivalvia; Myida; Dreissenidae. Bases 71 to 553 code for a protein of 160 amino acids.